CCACACAGAAGACUUAACUCUGUCUUCUAGCAUGGGGACCCUCUGGCACUUACAAUACAUUUUAAUUUUAUUCUGUAUUUCCGUGCUGAAUACCACAGGGAUCAAGCGAAGACCAACUGGUGGCUUGACAACAUGGGAUCCUGAAACAGCUUACCUCACCAGAUGUGAUUUUAACAACAACUCAAGACCAUUUUGUGACUGGACCCAACCUUGCAAUGCCAACCACGGAAUGUGGAUACGAACCAAGCAUGACACUCCAACUGGUGGAACGGGUCCUAGUGGAGACUAUCCUGAUGGAAAAGGCUAUUUCAUCUACCAAGAAGCAAGUAAUCUAAUCCCAUUCAACACUAACAGACUUGAGAGCCCAGAUACUCUAGUUUCUGAAAAAAUAUGCAUCGACUUCUGGUACUAUAUGUUUGGGUCAGAAGACAUGAAUGAGCUGAGAGUGCUUAUCCAAGACAGCACAGGGGAGUCUGUGGUGUGGAGUCGGAAGGGAAACCAGAGUUCCUUGUGGAACUAUGGUUCCAUCACUCAUGCUUUUCCAACACAGAGAACAAUAAAGGUCAUUUUUGAGGCUGUCCGAGGACUGACAGAGUACGGGGAUACAGCACUGGACAAUGUGAGAGUAAGGGAUGGAUCCUGUGGAGACUGCAAUUUCACCUGCACAUUCGACAAUGACUUCUGUGAGUGGGUCCAGGCAGAUUACAACAGCAUUGACUGGAUAAGGAACAAAGGUCCAACGCCCACGCAAAAUACCGGCCCCUCCUCUGACCACACAACAGGAGACGGCUACUACAUCUACCUGCAAGGGAGCAACGCCCUCCCCGGCUUUGUGGCUCACCUGAUCAGCCCGGUGUGCAGUUCCGAAGGACCACACUGCUUCCGCUUCUGGUAUCACAUGUACGGAGUGGCUGAAGCAAUGGCCCUGCGGGUGUAUGUGGCUAAGGGCGAAGAGCUAGUGCUGGUCUGGAGCAGUGCUGGGAACCAUGGGGACAGAUGGAUCUUGGGAGAGGUCACAGUGCACAGCACAGGAAACAUGCGGAUUGUCCUGGAGGGAGAAUGGGGUGAAGAUUUCCGGAGUGACGUAGCAUUGGAUGAUCUGUCCAUCGAAAAGGGAUCCUGCACAGGUACAAGGUCCAUCGACACCAAAACCCACCAUCCCCUUGCCAAGCACUACAACACAGCCUCCACGCACGCCGUCAACACCAAGACCCACACCGAGCUCAGGUCCGCUUCCUUCUACACCCUCGACCCCAUUGCCAGACACUACGACGGAGCCACCACGCACACCAGCAACACCACCACCUGGGACCACCUCAGAUCUCCACUAAUUCUGUCUCUUGGCAAAAGCAGUGGACCAGUCAUGGUGCUGAUGUUCUUUGUGCAAGGCGAUGUGACUCCGACACCACCAGACACCACCACCACCACCACCAAACCUUCAACAGGGCAUCCCACGCCACCACCCGUGCCAGACUCAGGGACCUGUGUGGUGGAGGGAGACCCUCACUACCACACGUUCGACAAGCAGCUACACCACUUCAUGGGCACCUGCACCUACACCCUCUCCAAGCUGUGCGAGAGCAACAGCUCGCUGCCCUACUUCAACGUGGAAGCGGCCAAUGAGCACAGGGGAAGCAACACGCGCGUGUCCUAUGUCCGAUACGUGGAUGUCGACGUGGCUGGCCAGCGGAUAAGGCUGGGGAAGGGUGGAGCAGUGACGGUCAACGGAGUGGCAGAGCUCCUGCCCUGCACCCCAUCCGUGGGCGUGCAGGUCUCAUCCAGCGGGUUCUACACUGUGGUCACGACAGACUUUGGCUUGAGAGUGAAGUUUGAUGGGAAGCAUCGGGUGGAGGUGACGCUUCCGAGCACCUUUGGGCAGAAGGUUUGUGGCAUGUGUGGGAACUACAACGGGAUGGCAGCAGAUGACUUCCUGAACCCGGAAGGGGUGAUGGAGCCAGACUCCACCAGCCUGGGCAACAGCUGGCAGGUGUCCAACGACAGCAGCUGCGCAGCCGGACCGCUCCCCACCCCAGCCUGCAAUGAGACGGACAAGCAAGUCAUUGCCAGCAGCCACUUCUGCGGGCUCCUCACUGACACCAGCGGCCCGUUUCAGAUGUGCCACGCUGUGGUGAGCCCCAGCGAUUACUUUAACACCUGCCUUUAUGACCUGUGUGAGCUGGGGCUGGAUCGCGAGGCCCUGUGCAAGAGCUUGCAGUCCUACGCGGACGCCUGCCAGUCGCUUGGUGUCAAGAUACCUGCGUGGAGGAACGCAACCUUCUGCCGUAGAGUCGCCGCCGUUCUUGUAGGCCUGGGCAGGGUUUCCUAUGCCAUCAGGGCUCCUUACUCACUGGGCCCUGGCGCCAUCGCAGUCAACGGUGCUCUGGCCUCCCUGCCUGCUUCUCCUGCCCCCGGUGUGACCAUUUCCCUGAGCGGCUCCUACGUGCGGGUUUCUACCAAGCUGGGCCUGCAGCUGCAGUUCAAUGGGGACCAUGAGCUCCUAGUGAAGGUGUCUGAGAAGCACAAGGGCAAGCUGUGUGGGCUGUGCGGGACGUACACUGGGAGCCAGCAGGACGACUUCAUGCGCCCCGAUGGGGUUGUCGUGCCCAACUUCAAUGACUUUGGAGACAGCUGGAUGGUGCCGGAUGAGGAGUGGGCGUGUCACCCAGGCCCCAUCCCGCCUGCCUCCUGCUCCCCCGAGGAGGAGGAGGCAGCUAGCAAGCAGUGUGCAAUCCUCACGCAACUCGGUGGCCCGUUCCAGCCAUGCCAUGCAGUUCUGCCGCCCAAGACGUACUUUGAGAGCUGUGUCUAUGACCAGUGUGCCACGGGUGGCAGCGCGGAGCAUCUCUGCAAUGACCUGGGGGCCUAUGCUGCAGCCUGUGCUGAGGCAGGCGUUGCUCUGGGAGACUGGAGUGCUGGCACUGUCUGUGGUAGGUGUUCUGUUGAUCUCCUUUGUGGCCCACGUUCAAGGAACGGGGCAGCUGUGGUGGAGGUUUCUCCGCGUGUCACCCAACCGCUCUGGUCCAUCGACACCAAAACCCACCAUCCCCUUGCCAAGCACUACAACACAGCCUCCACGCACGCCGUCAACACCAAGACCCACACCGAGCUCAGGUCCGCUUCCUUCUACACCCUCGACCCCAUUGCCAGACACUACGACGGAGCCACCACGCACACCAGCAACACCACCACCUGGGACCACCUCAGAUCUCCACUAAUUCUGUCUCUUGGCAAAAGCAGUGGACCAGUCAUGGUGCUGAUGUUCUUUGUGCAAGGCGAUGUGACUCCGACACCACCAGACACCACCACCACCACCACCAAACCUUCAACAGGGCAUCCCACGCCACCACCCGUGCCAGACUCAGGCGAUGUGACUCCGACACCACCAGACACCACCACCACCACCACCAAACCUUCAACAGGGCAUCCCACGCCACCACCCGUGCCAGACUCAGGGACCUGUGUGGUGGAGGGAGACCCUCACUACCACACGUUCGACAAGCAGCUACACCACUUCAUGGGCACCUGCACCUACACCCUCUCCAAGCUGUGCGAGAGCAACAGCUCGCUGCCCUACUUCAACGUGGAAGCGGCCAAUGAGCACAGGGGAAGCAACACGCGCGUGUCCUAUGUCCGAUACGUGGAUGUCGACGUGGCUGGCCAGCGGAUAAGGCUGGGGAAGGGUGGAGCAGUGACGGUCAACGGAGUGGCAGAGCUCCUGCCCUGCACCCCAUCCGUGGGCGUGCAGGUCUCAUCCAGCGGGUUCUACACUGUGGUCACGACAGACUUUGGCUUGAGAGUGAAGUUUGAUGGGAAGCAUCGGGUGGAGGUGACGCUUCCGAGCACCUUUGGGCAGAAGGUUUGUGGCAUGUGUGGGAACUACAACGGGAUGGCAGCAGAUGACUUCCUGAACCCGGAAGGGGUGAUGGAGCCAGACUCCACCAGCCUGGGCAACAGCUGGCAGGUGUCCAACGACAGCAGCUGCGCAGCCGGACCGCUCCCCACCCCAGCCUGCAAUGAGACGGACAAGCAAGUCAUUGCCAGCAGCCACUUCUGCGGGCUCCUCACUGACACCAGCGGCCCGUUUCAGAUGUGCCACGCUGUGGUGAGCCCCAGCGAUUACUUUAACACCUGCCUUUAUGACCUGUGUGAGCUGGGGCUGGAUCGCGAGGCCCUGUGCAAGAGCUUGCAGUCCUACGCGGACGCCUGCCAGUCGCUUGGUGUCAAGAUACCUGCGUGGAGGAACGCAACCUUCUGCCCCAUCACCUGUCCGGCCAACAGUCACUACGAGCCCUGUGCUGCAGCCUGCCCUGCCACCUGUGUUGACCCGAUGGCUCCUGCUACCUGCAGCGUGCCGUGCGUGGAGGGCUGUGUGUGCGACAGCGGGUACCUGCUCUACAACGACCGAUGCGUGCCCAGCCAGCAGUGCGGGUGCUGGCACAACGGGCAGCACUACCCCGUGGGCUCGGAGUUCUGGACGGACAACACCUGCUCCUCAAAGUGCACGUGUCCCGCGCGGGGAAGCAAAGUCCAGUGCACCAGUGCCUCAUGCCCUGCGGGCCAGUACUGCGGGGUGCAGGAUGGGAAACCCGAGUGCCUCGAACAAUCCUACGGCAUCUGCCACGUCCACGGUGACCCUCACUACAACACCUUUGACAAGGUGACGCACCACUUCAUGGGCACCUGCACCUACACCCUGGCCAAAGUGUGCUCCAACACCACCUCCCUGCCCUACUUCAACGUUGAGGCCAAGAACGAGCAUCGUGGGAACACCAGAGUGUCGUAUGUGCGCGAAGUCCUGGUGGAGGUGUACGGAGCGCGCAUUGUCAUUGUCAAGAAGGAGAAGAGCCAAGUGCUGGUGAACAAUCUGCGCAAGACCUUGCCGGUGAGUGCAGCGGGAGGUGCCAUCACGGUGAGCAGGAGCGGCCGCUACAUCGUCCUGGAGACAGACUUCAACCUCAGAGUGUCCUACGACACUGACCACUCGGUGGAGGUGAAGGUGCCCACCACCUACGUCAACCUGACCUGUGGCAUGUGCGGGAACUUCAACAGCCGGAGAGAGGACGAUUACAUGAUGCCCAACGGGCUGCAAGCCGCCGACCCCAAAUACCCAACCUGCGAUGUGACUCCGACACCACCAGACACCACCACCACCACCACCAAACCUUCAACAGGGCAUCCCACGCCACCACCCGUGCCAGACUCAGGCGAUGUGACUCCGACACCACCAGACACCACCACCACCACCACCAAACCUUCAACAGGGCAUCCCACGCCACCACCCGUGCCAGACUCAGGGACCUGUGUGGUGGAGGGAGACCCUCACUACCACACGUUCGACAAGCAGCUACACCACUUCAUGGGCACCUGCACCUACACCCUCUCCAAGCUGUGCGAGAGCAACAGCUCGCUGCCCUACUUCAACGUGGAAGCGGCCAAUGAGCACAGGGGAAGCAACACGCGCGUGUCCUAUGUCCGAUACGUGGAUGUCGACGUGGCUGGCCAGCGGAUAAGGCUGGGGAAGGGUGGAGCAGUGACGGUCAACGGAGUGGCAGAGCUCCUGCCCUGCACCCCAUCCGUGGGCGUGCAGGUCUCAUCCAGCGGGUUCUACACUGUGGUCACGACAGACUUUGGCUUGAGAGUGAAGUUUGAUGGGAAGCAUCGGGUGGAGGUGACGCUUCCGAGCACCUUUGGGCAGAAGGUUUGUGGCAUGUGUGGGAACUACAACGGGAUGGCAGCAGAUGACUUCCUGAACCCGGAAGGGGUGAUGGAGCCAGACUCCACCAGCCUGGGCAACAGCUGGCAGGUGUCCAACGACAGCAGCUGCGCAGCCGGACCGCUCCCCACCCCAGCCUGCAAUGAGACGGACAAGCAAGUCAUUGCCAGCAGCCACUUCUGCGGGCUCCUCACUGACACCAGCGGCCCGUUUCAGAUGUGCCACGCUGUGGUGAGCCCCAGCGAUUACUUUAACACCUGCCUUUAUGACCUGUGUGAGCUGGGGCUGGAUCGCGAGGCCCUGUGCAAGAGCUUGCAGUCCUACGCGGACGCCUGCCAGUCGCUUGGUGUCAAGAUACCUGCGUGGAGGAACGCAACCUUCUGCCCCAUCACCUGUCCGGCCAACAGUCACUACGAGCCCUGUGCUGCAGCCUGCCCUGCCACCUGUGUUGACCCGAUGGCUCCUGCUACCUGCAGCGUGCCGUGCGUGGAGGGCUGUGUGUGCGACAGCGGGUACCUGCUCUACAACGACCGAUGCGUGCCCAGCCAGCAGUGCGGGUGCUGGCACAACGGGCAGCACUACCCCGUGGGCUCGGAGUUCUGGACGGACAACACCUGCUCCUCAAAGUGCACGUGUCCCGCGCGGGGAAGCAAAGUCCAGUGCACCAGUGCCUCAUGCCCUGCGGGCCAGUACUGCGGGGUGCAGGAUGGGAAACCCGAGUGCCUCGAACAAUCCUACGGCAUCUGCCACGUCCACGGUGACCCUCACUACAACACCUUUGACAAGGUGACGCACCACUUCAUGGGCACCUGCACCUACACCCUGGCCAAAGUGUGCUCCAACACCACCUCCCUGCCCUACUUCAACGUUGAGGCCAAGAACGAGCAUCGUGGGAACACCAGAGUGUCGUAUGUGCGCGAAGUCCUGGUGGAGGUGUACGGAGCGCGCAUUGUCAUUGUCAAGAAGGAGAAGAGCCAAGUGCUGGUGAACAAUCUGCGCAAGACCUUGCCGGUGAGUGCAGCGGGAGGUGCCAUCACGGUGAGCAGGAGCGGCCGCUACAUCGUCCUGGAGACAGACUUCAACCUCAGAGUGUCCUACGACACUGACCACUCGGUGGAGGUGAAGGUGCCCACCACCUACGUCAACCUGACCUGUGGCAUGUGCGGGAACUUCAACAGCCGGAGAGAGGACGAUUACAUGAUGCCCAACGGGCUGCAAGCCGCAGACUCCAAUGAGCUGGGGCAGAGCUGGCAGGUCCCAGACGACGACCCCUCUUGCGGUGUCCCCUUCCCCCCCGGACCCUGCAGUGCAGAAGAGGAGAAGCUCUACCGAUCGGACCAGUUCUGUGGCAUGCUGACUGCCGGGCCUGGCUCUUUUGAGAGGUGCCACGGCGUGAUCAACCCCCAGAGCUACUUUGAGACCUGCUUCUAUGACCUUUGUGCCCUGAAUGGUGGCCAGGAGGUCCUGUGUGCUGCUCUGGAGGCCUACGCUGACGCAUGCCAGGCAGCCGGCGUGACUCUUCUUCCCUGGAGGAAUGCCACCUUCUGCCCCCUGCCGUGCCCCGCCAACAGCUACUAUGACCCUUGCAUGACCGGCUGUCCUGCCACCUGCGUUGACCGACAAGCCCCGCAGAACUGCUCCAAGCCCUGCGUGGAGGGCUGUGCGUGUACCUCUGGCUUCCUCCUCAGCGGAGACACCUGUGUGCCCGAGGCCCACUGCGGCUGCCUCUUUGAGGGCAACUACUACAGCGAAGGCGAGCACUCCGUGAACGAGAACUGCACUCGCCAGUGCCGGUGUGAAGGCAACGGCCAGAUGGUUUGCUCUGCGUUGUCCUGUGGUGAGGACGAGGUCUGCAAGAUCCAGAACGGCCAGAGGGACUGUUACCCAGCCAGCACUGCUCUCUGCCACAUCUACGGCGACCCGCAUUACAGCACCUUCGAUGGGAAGCUUCACCACUUCCAGGGCUCCUGCAACUACACGGUGGUGACGGGCUGUGAGAACUCCUCCGUGGGGUUCAGUGUCACCACCCGCAACGAACAUCGCGGCAGCCAGAAGUGGACAGCUCUGAACUCUGUGGCACUGUCUGUGGAAGGCCUCCACAUUGCACUGCGCAAGAACAAGGCGGUCUACGUCAACGGUGCUCUGGCCUCCCUGCCUGCUUCUCCUGCCCCCGGUGUGACCAUUUCCCUGAGCGGCUCCUACGUGCGGGUUUCUACCAAGCUGGGCCUGCAGCUGCAGUUCAAUGGGGACCAUGAGCUCCUAGUGAAGGUGUCUGAGAAGCACAAGGGCAAGCUGUGUGGGCUGUGCGGGACGUACACUGGGAGCCAGCAGGACGACUUCAUGCGCCCCGAUGGGGUUGUCGUGCCCAACUUCAAUGACUUUGGAGACAGCUGGAUGGUGCCGGAUGAGGAGUGGGCGUGUCACCCAGGCCCCAUCCCGCCUGCCUCCUGCUCCCCCGAGGAGGAGGAGGCAGCUAGCAAGCAGUGUGCAAUCCUCACGCAACUCGGUGGCCCGUUCCAGCCAUGCCAUGCAGUUCUGCCGCCCAAGACGUACUUUGAGAGCUGUGUCUAUGACCAGUGUGCCACGGGUGGCAGCGCGGAGCAUCUCUGCAAUGACCUGGGGGCCUAUGCUGCAGCCUGUGCUGAGGCAGGCGUUGCUCUGGGAGACUGGAGUGCUGGCACUAACUGCUCCAAGCCCUGCGUGGAGGGCUGUGCGUGUACCUCUGGCUUCCUCCUCAGCGGAGACACCUGUGUGCCCGAGGCCCACUGCGGCUGCCUCUUUGAGGGCAACUACUACAGCGAAGGCGAGCACUCCGUGAACGAGAACUGCACUCGCCAGUGCCGGUGUGAAGGCAACGGCCAGAUGGUUUGCUCUGCGUUGUCCUGUGGUGAGGACGAGGUCUGCAAGAUCCAGAACGGCCAGAGGGACUGUUACCCAGCCAGCACUGCUCUCUGCCACAUCUACGGCGACCCGCAUUACAGCACCUUCGAUGGGAAGCUUCACCACUUCCAGGGCUCCUGCAACUACACGGUGGUGACGGGCUGUGAGAACUCCUCCGUGGGGUUCAGUGUCACCACCCGCAACGAACAUCGCGGCAGCCAGAAGUGGACAGCUCUGAACUCUGUGGCACUGUCUGUGGAAGGCCUCCACAUUGCACUGCGCAAGAACAAGGCGGUCUACGUCAACGGUGCUCUGGCCUCCCUGCCUGCUUCUCCUGCCCCCGGUGUGACCAUUUCCCUGAGCGGCUCCUACGUGCGGGUUUCUACCAAGCUGGGCCUGCAGCUGCAGUUCAAUGGGGACCAUGAGCUCCUAGUGAAGGUGUCUGAGAAGCACAAGGGCAAGCUGUGUGGGCUGUGCGGGACGUACACUGGGAGCCAGCAGGACGACUUCAUGCGCCCCGAUGGGGUUGUCGUGCCCAACUUCAAUGACUUUGGAGACAGCUGGAUGGUGCCGGAUGAGGAGUGGGCGUGUCACCCAGGCCCCAUCCCGCCUGCCUCCUGCUCCCCCGAGGAGGAGGAGGCAGCUAGCAAGCAGUGUGCAAUCCUCACGCAACUCGGUGGCCCGUUCCAGCCAUGCCAUGCAGUUCUGCCGCCCAAGACGUACUUUGAGAGCUGUGUCUAUGACCAGUGUGCCACGGGUGGCAGCGCGGAGCAUCUCUGCAAUGACCUGGGGGCCUAUGCUGCAGCCUGUGCUGAGGCAGGCGUUGCUCUGGGAGACUGGAGUGCUGGCACUGUCUGUGGUAGGUGUUCUGUUGAUCUCCUUUGUGGCCCACGUUCAAGGAACGGGGCAGCUGUGGUGGAGGUUUCUCCGCGUGUCACCCAACCGCUCUGGUCCAUCGACACCAAAACCCACCAUCCCCUUGCCAAGCACUACAACACAGCCUCCACGCACGCCGUCAACACCAAGACCCACACCGAGCUCAGGUCCAUCGACACCAAAACCCACCAUCCCCUUGCCAAGCACUACAACACAGCCUCCACGCACGCCGUCAACACCAAGACCCACACCGAGCUCAGGUGUCACCCAGGCCCCAUCCCGCCUGCCUCCUGCUCCCCCGAGGAGGAGGAGGCAGCUAGCAAGCAGUGUGCAAUCCUCACGCAACUCGGUGGCCCGUUCCAGCCAUGCCAUGCAGUUCUGCCGCCCAAGACGUACUUUGAGAGCUGUGUCUAUGACCAGUGUGCCACGGGUGGCAGCGCGGAGCAUCUCUGCAAUGACCUGGGGGCCUAUGCUGCAGCCUGUGCUGAGGCAGGCGUUGCUCUGGGAGACUGGAGUGCUGGCACUGUCUGUGGUCCAUCGACACCAAAACCCACCAUCCCCUUGCCAAGCACUACAACACAGCCUCCACGCACGCCGUCAACACCAAGACCCACACCGAGCUCAGCUGCACCAACAGCCUGCAAUAUGUCCUGCACAUUUGAUGUUGACUUCUGUGAAUGGGAACAGGAAACCAGUGACAACUUUGAUUGGAUAAGGCACAAGGGGCCGACACCCACACCAAAUACCGGCCCUUCCCAUGACCACACGACCGGAGAUGGCUAUUAUAUCUACCUGCAAGGAAGUAAGCAACAGCCAAGUGAUGUAGCCCGCUUGGUCAGUCCGGUGUGCAGUUUGGAAGGACCACACUGCUUCCGCUUCUGGUAUCACAUGUACGGAGUGGCUGAAGCAAUGGCCCUGCGCGUGUAUGCAGUCCACAAUGAAACAUCAACACUGGAAUGGAAAGAUGCUGGAAGCAAAGGGGACAAAUGGAACUUGGGAGAGGUCAUGGUGCACAGCACAGGAAACACGCGGGUCCCACAGCCAACUGUCAGAGUUUUUAUACUGGCAGGCCGUGCUUUCUGCAGUGCCUCUGGAGAUCCACAUUAUAACACUUUUGACCAGAGAGUUCAUAAUUUCAUGGGAAAUUGCACUUACACCCUCUCCAAAGUGUGCAACGUCUCUGAGAGCCUUCCAUACUUUGAUGUGUCCACAACGAAUGAGCACAGAGGAGCCAACACCAAAGUCUCUUACGUGAAGUCAGUGCAGGUGGAAGUCUAUGGCAACCAGAUUUCUUUGCUGAAAAACAAGAAAGUGAAUGUCAAUGGCAGCAGAAUGAACCUGCCUGUAUUUAUUGAGAAGAAGAUCAGUAUUCAAAGCAGUGGUGGAUAUGUUGUCUUGCAAACUGACUUUGGACUGUGGGUGAGAUAUGAUGGAAAUCACUAUGCAGAAGUCUCUGUGCCCUCUAAUUACAGAGGUCUGCUCUGUGGCCUCUGUGGUAAUUAUAACAGCGAUCCAAAUGAUGACAACAUAAAGCCCAAUGGUGACAUUGCAAGUGGUUCCACUGAUCUUGGACAAAGCUGGCUUGUGCCUGAGAAUAACACCAUAUGCUCCAGUGGGACAGAAGAGCAAUGUGAUCCUGUGCUGGAGAGUGAAGCAAAGAAGAACACAGCAUGUGGCAUGAUCACAGACACAACAGGAAUCUUCAAGGAUUGUCAUACCAAAGUGCCUCCAAAGAAUUUCUUUGAAAACUGUGUUUACGACAUGUGUUUCACUGGUGGACAGGCAACAUCCUUAUGCUAUGGACUGCAGGCCUAUGCUGAGUCAUGUAUCAAUGCUGGGAUAUGCAUAGAGUGGAGGAAUGCUACACUUUGCCCCAUGUCCUGUCCUGGAGGCAGCAUCUACAAGAGCUGUGGUACUAGCUGGAUGAAAGCUGGUUCACCAGUUAUCCCUGCACUGAACGCUGCACCUGCAAGGCUAACAACACCAUUGUAUGCACAUCCUGGGAGUGUGGAGUCCGAGAGGAAUGCAGUAUUCAGGAUGGUGUGCUGGGCUGUCAUUCCAAUGAUCAUUUUUUCACCUUCAGGCCAAGCAACGUGUCAAGUGGCAGGAGAUCCCCAUUAUUUCACUUUUGAUGGAAUGAUGUACACUUUUGUGGGUACCUGCACCUACACCUUGGUUGAGGUUGUCAACAAGAACAGUGUCAUUCCCAUAACCAUCCUUGGCAAGAAUGAAGACAGAGGACUAAGAGGGGCUACAUACCUGAAAGAAGUCUACAUAGAUGUGUAUGGUGUACGAAUCACCCUUCAGAAAAGCCAAGGAAUCCUGUUGAACAACGAGAGAGUCUACACUCCAGUGGAGAACCGGUUGCGAGGCGUGUCCAUUGGAAAAGUUGGCAGAUUUAUAGUAGUGGAAACUGACUUUGGUGUGAUAGUGAAAUAUGAUGGCAAUCACCAUCUGGAAAUCACCCUCCCACAGUCUUAUUUCUCAAAGGUACAUGGCAUGUGUGGUAACUUCAAUGAUAAUCGUGAAGAUGAUCUGUCCUUGCCCAAUGGUACACUCGUCAAUGUCCCACAGUUUGGAAAUAGCUGGAAAGUGGAGGAAGACAGUGAUGAAGGUUGUUUAUCAGACUUAAGAGAAGAUGAUGUUCCUCCUUGCACUGCUGAGAAUAAACCAGUCAUUGAAAGCCAGUGCAACGUCCUAAAAUCAGACAAAUUCAAAGCAUGUCAUAAUCUAGUCAAGCCUGAAGACUUCAUACAGAUCUGCAUCUAUGACAUGUGCCAGUAUGAUGGCAUGAAGUCUGCUCUGUGCGACAUAGUUCAAGUCUAUGUGGACACCUGCAGGAAUCAUGGAAUCACCAUUGAGUGGAGGAAUAGCACAUUCUGUCCAUUGCCCUGUCCACCCCACAGCCAUUACACGGACUGUGUCUCCACCUGCCCAUCAACAUGCAAUGACAUUUUUGCCUCUUCCCUUUGCGAGAAGACAGACGAGUGCACAGAGGGCUGUGAGUGUGAUAAUAACUAUGUGCUCAGUAAUGGCAACUGUGUACCUCUGAGCAAGUGUGGCUGCAGGGAUGAUGACAACAAUUACUACAGUGCUGGGGAGACUUGGAUAACUCCACACUGCACCAAAAGAUGCCAGUGUCAGAAGAACGGUGUCAUCAAAUGUAAGAGCUAUAGCUGUGAUUCUAAAGAAACCUGCGUAAUCAAAAAUGGAAAACACAAGUGCAAUCCAACAGGUUUUGGGAAAUGCCAGGUCAUGGGUGACCCACACUACAUCACCUUUGACGGUCUGGUGCACCACUUUCAAGGGAAAUACACAUAUAUUCUGGCUCAGACCAUCCCUGACCUACCUGAUACUCUGACGCCAUUCAGCAUUGAAGGCACGAACUAUCCUUUUCAUCGAAGUCGGCAUAUUACUUACCUGAAAGAGAUUAUCAUCAAUGUUUACAAUCACACAGUGCGAUUCAGGCAAAACAAGCAGCUUGUGUUGGAUGGUGUGAGGGUGAGACCCCCUGCUCAUCCUCAUGAAGGUAUUCAUAUACAUGAGAGUAUAACAAGAAUUUACCUGAAGACAGAUUUUGGCUUAUACCUGAGCUUUGAUGGCAAUCAAAAUGCAGAUAUAAAGCUGGCCAACACCUACAGAAACAGAGUGGAAGGCUUGUGUGGUGACUUUGAUGGGAGACAUAGAAAUGACUUCACAAAGCCAGAUGGUGUUUGGGUGAAGAACGUGGAUGUAUUUGGUGACAGCUGGAAAGUUCCUCUGAAAAGAAAAACCUCUCGUCUCAGACGAGAUGUCAUCUCAAAAGCUGAGUCUGAGGAGGAACCAGAUCCAGGGCUCUUCCAAGGCUGCAAUGAAAAACAGCUGAAUAAAGAAAACAGAACUUCAAGAUGUCAAAUCCUGACUGACUCAAAUGGUCCUUUCGUAAAGUGUCAUUCUACGGUCUCACCAAAUUUCUAUUUCACGAGCUGCCUGUUUGAUAUGUGUGUGGAAGGAGAUGAGGAUGCUACCCUAUGUCGCAGUCUGCAAGAAUACGUGUUGGCUUGUCAGGAGCAAGGAGUCCGUAUGGAAGGCUGGAGGCAACAGACAGUUUGUGCUAUUUCAUGUCCUGCCAACAGCAACUACAGCUCAUGCAUGUCUGCAUGCCCGGCGUCCUGCAGCGAUUUGACCAGCCCCUCUGAGUGUGAAUUACCUUGUGUUGAAGGCUGUGAAUGUCUCCCUGGCUAUGUUCUUAGUGGUCUUGACUGCGUACCUUACAAACAAUGUGGCUGCACAUACCUUGACAGAUAUUAUGAGAUUGGAGAAAUAUUCACCACCGAUGACUGCUCUCAGAGAUGCCAGUGCACAGACAGCUCCACUGUCUCCUGCUCUAACAUAGCGUGUGGAUCUGAUGAAAUCUGUGGCAUUUCCAGCUACAGUCGUGGAUGCUACAGGAGUGGACCAUGUAUGCCAGAUCCUUGUAAGAAUGAUGGAGUUUGCUCUGAAACUACCAACAGCUCUGCUUUCCCCUUCUACUGUGAAUGUUCAGAACUGUACACAGGACCAAGCUGUGAGACUGAAAAGAUUGACCCUCCCAUAUUUGAUCCUGUGGACCAUACAAUCGCCAUCGUCAUUGGAGUUGUGGCAGGUGUAGUUGUUAUCGUCAUUCUCAUCUCCUCUGCAGUGUACCUUUACAGAAGGAAGAAAAAGAUGGAUACAGCUCCAAAUUCAAGGGAUUCUUCUUUUAAAUGGUCCAGGGAUGAACCGGAUGACAGAGUACAUGAUCAAGAUUAUGGCUGUAUCAUGAACACUGCAUUUGAUCAAAAUGAAUCCCAAAAUACUUACCUAUAG
Nipponia nippon (crested ibis) is the source of this 14296-nucleotide messenger RNA. The record is from RefSeq and is a predicted model, not a curated record. Lineage: Eukaryota; Metazoa; Chordata; Aves; Pelecaniformes; Threskiornithidae.